Molecule: messenger RNA, 3358 nt
Organism: Hippocampus zosterae (dwarf seahorse)
Lineage: Eukaryota; Metazoa; Chordata; Actinopteri; Syngnathiformes; Syngnathidae
Gene: htr2cl1
Product: 5-hydroxytryptamine (serotonin) receptor 2C, G protein-coupled-like 1
Exons: 5
Coding region: 87-1754 (555 amino acids)
Biological process (GO): G protein-coupled receptor signaling pathway, coupled to cyclic nucleotide second messenger; chemical synaptic transmission
Cellular component (GO): plasma membrane; dendrite
Molecular function (GO): G protein-coupled serotonin receptor activity; neurotransmitter receptor activity
Source: RefSeq, a predicted model, not a curated record
UGUGUUCAAAUCCCCUCCAAACUGGUCAAGUGAGUCUCCCUUGAUGCCUCUGCGACCUCCGACGGGUUAAGACACUCUCCUUGGCUAUGGCCAGCCUGGCCAGAGCUCCCCUCGGCGGGUUCGGGACCGCCACCACCGCCGCCGCUGCCUCCCCGGAAGUGGCGAGCUGGACGUCCUGGCCGAGAAACGGCUCGCCGGAGCUCAACCAGAGCCUGGCGGAGGGCGGCGGCGCCGGCAUGGCGGUGGCCAUGAGUGCCGGUGUGAACAACUUGACACGGGAGGGGGUCACCAGCUCGGCCAUGAAGGAGAAGAACUGGCCGGCGCUGCUCAUCCUGGUCAUCAUUGCGCUGACUAUCGGCGGCAAUAUCCUGGUCAUCCUUGCCGUGUCCCUGGAGAAGAAGCUCCAAAAUGCCACCAAUUUCUUCCUGAGGUCGUUGGCGGUGGCCGACAUGCUGGUGGGCAUCCUGGUCAUGCCCAUCUCCCUCAUCAACAUCCUCUACGAUUACGCCUGGCCCCUUCCCAGCACCUUGUGCCCCAUCUGGAUCUAUCUGGACGUGCUGUUCUCCACCGCCUCCAUCAUGCACCUGUGCGCCAUUUCGCUGGACCGCUACGUAGCCAUCCGCAACCCCAUCGAACACAGCCGCUUCAACUCCAGGACCAAAGCCAUGAUGAAGAUUGCCGCCGUCUGGACCAUAUCCAUCGGUGUCUCCAUGCCCAUCCCCGUGAUCGGCCUCCACAACGAGGACAAGGUCUUUGUCAACGGCAGCUGCGUGCUCAACGAGAAGCGCUUCAUUCUGAUUGGCUCCUUUGUGGCCUUCUUCAUCCCGCUGGUCAUCAUGGUGGUGACGUACGGCCUCACCAUCCAAGUGCUGCAGAGGCAGGCCACGGUCUUCCUGUGCAAUUCCAAGACAUCCCCCCAGCAGCCUUUGCAGCCACCUGCCUCGGAGAUCCAUGCGAAUGCCCCCCCGAACCUGCCAGACCCGCCAGAGCUCAAGCCGCCGUCCGACGCCGGCAUCCUCCUCAGCGUCUCCGCGUCGGAGAGCGUCAGCAUCCUUCCCGGUUCAGAGGCCACGUCGCAGCUCAGCUCGCCGGCCGCCGGGCCCGGACGGAGCGACGCCGUCGGUUACCACGGGCGACGGGGAAUGAUGCAGGCCAUCAAGAACGAGAGGCGGGCCUCCAAGGUGUUGGGAAUUGUCUUCUUCCUCUUCCUUGUCAUGUGGUGUCCCUUUUUCAUCACCAACGUCACUUUGGUGCUGUGCGGCGCCUCCUGUGGAGAGUCUCUGCUUCACGAGCUCCUCAACGUCUUCGUGUGGGUGGGCUACAUCUCGUCCGGGGUCAACCCGCUAGUCUACACGCUCUUCAACAAGACCUACAGGAGAGCCUUCUCCAGCUAUAUCCGCUGUCGCUACAACGUGGUCGCCAAUCCCAACGUGGUUGGGGCCGCACAGGUCUUGAAGAACCCGCUGGUGGCCCCGCCUCCGUCCUCGCACGCCGUCACGCCGCUCCUGUCGGACGGCCACAGGAAGACUUGCCCCCAACGGGGCCGUGACAGUAACUGUCGAAACGGCGGUCAGCCAACGCCAGACCCCGAGGGCGUCACUGACGAAGGGACGCGAACGGGGAGAGGCGCGGCGCCCAGCCUCUCGGUAUGCCACGACGUCGGCGGGGCCUUUUCCGAAACCGAUACUGAGGAACAGGAGCUGUCGCUCAUCAGCUACUGCCCUGCCUCCGCGUUUCACACCAGCAGCGUGUGACAUUUAUGGACACAGACUUGUGGCUCGGCCUGAAACGUGUAGGAGGUUCUCAUCCCGGUCUUGGGAGCCAGCGGAACCCCCGAAAUCGAAUGUAAAAAGACAACCGCUGGUCUGACAGCGCCAUCCAGCGGCCAUGUUGGCCCUGGAAAAAGUCUGUGUUUGUGUGGUGCGUGUGUUUUAAGAGAAAGAACAGAAAACUAAAGUUCCAAAUUAUUAGGUUGUUUAGACACUCACACAUGCAUGCACACGCGCGUGUCUGUUAUACACACACACACACAUGCCAGCGGUAGGGAAAUCCGAGAGCCAUGUCAUGCCUGUUUUAGAUCUCGCCCUACUCCAACACAACUGAUUCAAUUGUUCAUGAUCGUUUCAGGCUUCUACAGUGCGUGCUGAUGAAUUGGUCAUUUAAAUCAGAGGUGUUGAAGUCGAAUGAUAUCUAAAAAUAAUAUAUUAAACACCACUCACAAAAUGUUAGGGGUAUUUGGCUUUCAGGUGAGAUUGAUGAAAAGGGUAAAAAGGUCACGCUACAUUGAUAUUAUAUCAUGGCAAGGCAUCCCGUUCUUCUUGAAGGGGUCGGAUGCAGAGUUUCGAGGCUCUACAUGGCCACUCAGCUGAAAGUGAAGGCCGUUCCAUUUGAGGUACACCGGGGCCUCAAUCAUUGUUUGGCAAUGUUGUGACUUUCCGUGACUCUUCCAGUCUCUCGAUAACUCUUUUGCAACUUGCUGAUGACACACUGUGACACUCUCAGCUCAGUGGCCACUUUCGUUUGAGAACGUUCUGUUUGAAGCAUCACAAUGGCACAAGGUACAGGUGAUCCAUUGUCAGGUGUCGUCUUGGUUUCAUGAUGUCAAAAUGUCUUUAAACACACAGCUCGAAUUAAACCAGGACAUUGAUUGGUCGAUUCAAGGAUCAAACGCCUGUUGUGAAUUUUGUCGUUAAGCUCCUAGUUAGAUAACAGCAACUUGUGAAAAAAAAAGUACUGAAAUAUUUAACAGUUGGACUUGUGCAUUCAAAAGCUAAGAGGAGGUCACAUUAAGUUCGCCUGCAAAGGUUUGAAUACAUUUCAGGCUCGUCCUGAAAUUUCACCUGAAAGCCAAAUAUCCCUCCCUGACUUUAACUGAGUUGUGAGAGAGAGAUGACACAUACAGACAAAGUAGGUCUUGCUCGGAUGUGAUCCAGUCGCGUUUGCAAAGUUAAAAUUGGAAGCCCACAGGUCAAAGGUUAUAUCAUAUUAGCACAGGCGUUUUGAAUGCAAUUAAGAAUGAACCUAGAAAUUUUCUUCUUGGCCGACCUCGUUCAUUUUCCGACAAUGCGCUUUUUUUUACAUGAGGUUAUGAGGUGUGAGCAUAUCAAGUGUGGAUGUUUGGACCACGAUGGCCUCUGGCCUGGCCGGUCUCAUCUUAUCCCGUCCGGUCGAAGACGCACGGGCGACGGAGCUCACGGUAAGGUCCUCGACCAUUGUCUCGACGUACAGGGAGAGGUUUACUGGCAGAGUUGGGCGAGUAUAAGAUAAGAUAAUAUAUUUUAUUUGUCCCACACUGGGGAAAUUUACAGCCUCCAGCAGCAAGAAUGUGGGUAGAAAGAAGAAGAAGAAAAAAAAAACC